Molecule: messenger RNA, 1746 nt
Organism: Monomorium pharaonis (pharaoh ant)
Lineage: Eukaryota; Metazoa; Arthropoda; Insecta; Hymenoptera; Formicidae
Exons: 7
Coding region: 35-1270 (411 amino acids)
Biological process (GO): detection of chemical stimulus involved in sensory perception of smell; sensory perception of smell
Cellular component (GO): plasma membrane
Molecular function (GO): olfactory receptor activity; odorant binding
Source: RefSeq, a predicted model, not a curated record
AGGAAUAACUACUAGUCUAUAGAUAACAUUCGACAUGGUUGGUGCAAAAUAUACGGGAUAUCAAGAUUUCGAAUGGGCAGUGAAACUAAAUCGUAUUAUCUUAGAAAUUAUUGGACUUUGGCCUAAAACUGCGCAAAACUCUCGACAAAAGUUAAUUUGCAAUUUUCGGGUGCUCAUUGUUUUCCUAGCAGUAACGUGUGGCGUUUUGAUUCCUUCCGUACAUUCAUUAAUAAGAAUUUAUGGAGAUAUCAUGCUCAUGACAGACAAUUUAAUAUUUACUUUGCCAGCUAUAAGCUGUUCGAUUAGAAUCGCGAUUUUUUGGUGGAAGAAGGAAGCUGUUAUACCGAUCAUGAAUAUGAUCGCAGAGGAUUGGAUAAAAUCGAAAAGUGCGCAGGACAAGAACAUUAUGAUUAAACGAGCGCAGACUGCACGCAUUAUUAUUACUUGCGCAUACUACAUAAUGGGAAUAGCAUGCCUCUUCAUUAUUGUUCUCCCGGGAGUCUUUGGAAUAUCAAUGAGAAUAACGCCCAAUAUUACUGAUCCUGGCAGACCAUUGCCUCUACAAACGUAUUAUAUUUAUGACAUAACUAGAAGACCCCAGUACGAAUUAACAUUUAUUAGUCAAUCUAUUUACAUUCUUCUUUCCAUUAUGGCUUAUACUGGAAUCGACAAUUUUCUUGGGCUACUAAUUUUCCACAUAUGCGGCCAAUUGGACAUUAUCAAAAAUCGUUUGACACAUUUGGAUAAAUAUACCAAUUCUCAUGAUAUGUUAAAGAACUGUAUAACAAAACACAUUCGUUUACUUAGUGCUAUUAACAUUAUUGAAGAUACAUAUAACAUAACACUGCUAAUGUUAUUUGUAUACUUUGCAAUACUUUUUGCUUUUUAUGGUUUCCGAAUAAUUAAUCUAUUUGAUGAAGAAAAUCAUUUAUCUGUCACUCAAUUGAUAUAUUUUAUAUCUGGCGUUAUCAAUUUAUUUAUGCAUAUGUGCUUAUAUUGUGCUUUAGGAGAGAUUUUGAUGGCUCGGUGUAGUGAAAUAUAUUAUGCAGCAUACUGUAGCGAAUGGUAUUGCAUGGAUCCAAAAAUUACAAGGGACUUUUUGUUUCUAUUAAUGAGAGGCACAAAACUGGUAUAUCUUACUGCUGGAAAAGUAUUUCCUAUGACAAUGGUCACAUUUUGCAGUUUAAUAAAAACAUCAGCUGGUUAUAUAUCCAUUUUACAUACAACAAAAAGUUUAAAUGAGGGAUAUAAAUAUGAUUAUUUUAGAUAGGCAAGUUUUAAUAGAACACAAUAGUUUAAUAUCUGAACAAGCGUUUAUAUUUAUUUAGUUACAAGUAAAAUUAUAAAUCUGAGUUAAUCGAAAUGUAAUGCAUAUUUUAUUAAAGUUACAAAUUUGGAUUUAGAAUAAAGUUUAAAUUUAUAAAAACCUUUUUCUCCUAUAAAAAUUAAACUGUUUGAAAUCUAAUCCAUUAGGAAUUAUUACGAUAGAAAUGAUAUUUUUAAUUGUUUAUUAUUUGCCUUUUUUAUACAUAUUAUGUUAAGUAUUUUAUAAUGUGAUAAUAUUUUCAUUGUUCAUCACAGAAAUGUUUUAAUGCUGGUUGAUUCAAUUUUUAUUUAUUUUGACUUGAUUGUUGUGUAACUCAACUUAUGGAAUUAUUUCAAAGCAUCAUUUUUUUCAUUAAAAAAAUAUUUUUAAAUGUACCAUAGUGGAAAUACAUACACACACAUAUGUACACACACACACAC